ACAAAAUAGUAGAGGACCUACUUUGCUCCCUGUCAAAAAAGUCGUCAUUGACGUUCCCGCCAUUUUGAAACCAAAUUUUCGUAAAAGCCGGCUGUAAUUAAGAGGUAUCUUCUGGUAAGAAACUUUAGCUAAAUCUAAUUCAAUAUGUCAGAAGAGAACGUUACUGAAACCAAUGCCGAUAUGGACACAGAAGGAGAUCCAGUAACAAUGACGUUAAACGAUGUGCUCGAACUAGAAGAUGAGUUGAUUGAAAACACAGCUGCUGUUUUGGGGGCUGCUAACGAUAAAAUUUGCUCGUAUGUAGAGGGGUAUAUUAAGAGACAAGCCCUAUACUCAUGUUUAACGUGCAUUCCAGAAGCAAAAGAAGACCCCGAAACAGGAGCAGGAGUUUGUUUGGCUUGCAGUUUCCAUUGCCACGACGGUCACGAUUUAGUCGAAUUAUACACUAAACGAAAUUUUCGUUGCGACUGUGGAAAUAGCAAAUUUUCAAACGUAGUUUGCAAUCUUUUCGAAGAUAAAAGUUUAGUAAACGAUCUGAACGCAUAUAAUCAAAAUUUUUCCGGAUUGUAUUGCGUUUGUCAUCGUCCAUUUCCUGAUAUAGAAGAUCCGGUUCCAGAUGAGAUGAUUCAAUGUAUUAUUUGCGAAGAUUGGUACCACACUAGACAUCUGGGAACCGAAUUGCCGUCUGUCAAUUUCGCUGAAAUGAUUUGCGAGGCUUGCGUUACUAAACACGAGUUCUUACUGCACUAUGAUGCCCAUUCUACUAGUAAAUCUGGUUCUGAGGAUGUUAAUGUUGAUGUUACUGCAACUGAGGUGAAAUCUAAUGAUUCCGAGAAGGAAGAUAAAGAAUCUGAAGAUGGUGCGUAUUGUAAGAAACCUAAAGAGAAGUCCACAAAAGUUUGUGCUAAAUUUUGGCCUGAGGUAAAUUGGCGUAAACAGUUGUGCACCUGCGACGAAUGUCUGAAAAUGUACGAAAACGAAGACGUCGCCUUUCUGUUGGAUUCCGAAGAUCCGGUACAUUUGUACGAAGAAAAAGGGAAAGCUAAAGUACAAGAAAUAGUGGAAAGUCACGAUAAACAAUUCAUGAAUUCGAUGAAUCGCACCCAAUUGAUACAUUGCAUCGAGGGUUACAACGAUCUCAAGGAAAAUCUGGCGGAUUUUUUAAAAAAAUUCGCAGAAGAUAAAAAGAUCGUUCGAGAAGAGGACGUCAGGGAAUUUUUCGACGAGAUGAACGCGCGUAAGAAACCGAAAAUCGAUGUGCCCCAUUUUUGUCGUUAGAUCAGUAGAUAGUUUCGUUUCCCCCUCGUAUAUAUACCAGUAGUAAUGGAAUUUUUAAUUGAAAUAAAUAUUUCACGUGCGCA
This is a messenger RNA of Diorhabda carinulata, 1361 nucleotides long. RefSeq names its product putative E3 ubiquitin-protein ligase UBR7. The coding region runs from base 145 to 1278 and encodes 377 amino acids. The record is from RefSeq and is a predicted model, not a curated record. Gene Ontology annotation, cellular component: cytoplasm. Gene Ontology annotation, molecular function: ubiquitin protein ligase activity; zinc ion binding. NCBI's taxonomy places the organism in Eukaryota, Metazoa, Arthropoda, Insecta, Coleoptera, Chrysomelidae. The transcript is spliced from 4 exons.